This is a messenger RNA of Danio rerio (zebrafish), 2735 nucleotides long. NCBI's taxonomy places the organism in Eukaryota, Metazoa, Chordata, Actinopteri, Cypriniformes, Danionidae. The record is from RefSeq and is a predicted model, not a curated record.
ACACACACAUACACUAUACACAGCACACAUGACUCUCCAAUGGCCGCUGCUUCAUACGCGGUUGUGUCUCAACUUUGACUAAAACACAUCUGAAGGCUCUUAAUGGGGCGUUUAUUGUUCUUUUCCGGAGCGGACGGGAACUUUACUGCAGCAUUGCCCUGAUCAAACUGCGCGGCAGCAGGACUGAGGCGGUGAGUGGCAGCGGGGGCGGAGUCAACAGGUUCAGAAAGAAAUGCAACUUCAAAAGACUUUUUCAUCGCAAGACAACCACAAUAAGGAAUAUUAAAGGAAAAACCAAAUGGAGGACAUCAUGUCAGAACGCAAAUCCCCGCCGUUGGAUUCACUAAACACAAUCAAAUCUUUUCGGAAGUUAACCUGUGUGAAAUGGAAAUAAAACCCAACAGAAAACCCAUGAACAGCAAAGAAGAGCAACUCCUCCAUUCAUCGGUCUAGACUCCCCCAUUGUUUCUCUAUCUACCGGCAUCACAUUAAAUAAGCAUCACCUAGUCUUUUCUCUGGGCGGCCUUAUGGAUGAAUAACCCUUGCAUAUCACCCACGUCGAGUGUCGUUUUGGAUUCUUCUGUUUGACGGUGGGCGAACUGUAGAGGUGGCCAUGUCUGGUAAGGGCAACCCCAGCCCACACCUCAAUGGCUUCCCAAUGGCCCACUUUUCCUAUUUCUUCCCGCACAUGCUGGGGGGGCUUUCUCCACCUUCACUUCCCACUCUGCCCCUCAGUGGAUACAGCACACCUUCGCCAGCCACUAUUGAGACCCAGAGUACGAGUUCAGAAGAGAUCGUCCCGAGCCCACCCUCUCCACCCCCUCCUCCUCGCAUCUACAAGCCCUGCUUUGUGUGUCAGGACAAAUCUUCAGGGUACCACUAUGGCGUCAGUGCCUGUGAGGGCUGCAAGGGUUUCUUCAGGCGAAGCAUUCAGAAGAAUAUGGUGUACACGUGCCACCGAGAGAAGAACUGCAUCAUCAACAAAGUCACCCGCAACCGCUGUCAAUACUGCCGGCUGCAGAAGUGCCUGGAAGUGGGGAUGUCCAAAGAAUCGGUGAGGAAUGACAGAAAUAAGAAGAAGAAAGAAGAGAAAAAGCCCGAAUGCACAGAGAACUACACGCUGAGCCCAGACACAGAGCAGAUGAUCGACAGAGUUAGAAAAGCCCACCAAGAGACCUUCCCCUCGCUCUGUCAGCUCGGCAAAUACACCACGAGUAAUAGCUCGGAGCGGCGUGUGGCCCUGGAUGUGGAUUUAUGGGAUAAGUUUAGCGAACUCUCCACAAAGUGUAUCAUAAAGACAGUGGAGUUUGCUAAGCAGCUGCCAGGGUUCACCACCCUUACCAUCGCAGACCAGAUCACCCUGCUGAAGGCCGCCUGCCUCGACAUACUGAUUCUGAGGAUCUGCACCCGCUACACGCCCGAGCAGGACACCAUGACGUUCUCUGAUGGUUUAACACUCAACCGAACACAGAUGCACAACGCAGGCUUCGGUCCGCUAACAGACCUGGUGUUCGCUUUCGCUAAUCAGCUACUACCGCUAGAGAUGGAUGACGCUGAGACGGGACUGCUCAGUGCUAUAUGUCUGCUGUGUGGAGAUCGGCAGGACCUGGAACAGGCUGAUAAGGUGGAUGUACUGCAGGAACCCCUUCUGGAAGCACUGAAGAUCUACGUGAGGAACAGAAGGCCACACAAACCACACAUGUUCCCUAAGAUGCUGAUGAAGAUUACUGAUCUGAGGAGCAUCAGUGCAAAGGGAGCGGAGCGUGUGAUCACCCUGAAGAUGGAGAUUCCGGGCUCCAUGCCUCCUCUAAUCCAGGAGAUGUUGGAGAACUCUGAGGGUUUGGAGAGCUCCUCAGGCGCACAGGGCUCACGGGCCUCCGCCACUACUCCGGGCAGUUGUAGCCCCUCCCUCUCUCCCAACUCCGCCCAGAGCAGCCCGCCCACACAGUCACCGUGACAACCAUCAUCUAAACCAUCAUUAGCCACUUACGGACUACUGUGUGCUCUCCCGACACACUCGAAAAACACACUCUCAGUGCCGAUACUCUGCCUGUGGGAGAAUCAAAGCUGUGUUACCGGAAUUUUUAUUUUUUUUCCUCAGAUCAGACUGUGAUUGUAUUCCUCCUUAAUUCCCAAGGGGGGACAAGGGUGAAGAAAGAAAAGAAAAAAGAAAAAAAAAACUUAAGAAUGAAUGAAUGGACAAAUUUGUAGAAGGACUUUUCUUCUGCUUCGAUUCUUCUGGCCUGCAAUGACCAGAGACUGAUUUCCUACAAACUAAAAACACAUAAAUAUAUAUAGAGAAAACCUGGAAUGAUUGUGAUUGCGAAUAGAAUGAAACAUGGACUUGAUGUAAAAAUGCAUUUCCUCACUUUUUCUCUUAAUGCCUGUGAAAGGACAAAGAGUGAAUUGUUUUCUUUCAGACUGAUUAUGAUGUUUUUCAUGGAGAAAAAAAAACAUUGAAAAGAUUAUUAAUUUUCACUCACAAAAUUGUGCACAGAAGAUAUAAAAAUGGUUGCAAAAAAACAAAGUUUGUGUGAUGUUUUCUUUCCUUGAUUUGUCUUCAAGCUACUAGCAAAUUUCUCCAGAAUUUCUACUAUAUUUUAAUAUAGUGUGUUUUGCUUAAUAUUUGAUAGAUGAAGUUCUAAAAAUGUCAAUAAGAAUUCUCAAGGCCCUGAUAUACUUUCUGCAAAUGUGGAUCUUUGUUGCUGAGAAGUAAACAAAUUCUGAACAUCGGA